UGUCCGCGCCGCCGGCUGACCGCCGUGCCCGACGGCAUCCCGGCCGAGACGCGCGUGCUGGAGCUGAGCCGCAACCGCAUCCGCUGCCUGAACCCGGGCGACCUGGCCGCGCUGCCGCUGCUGGAGGAGCUCGACCUCAGCGACAACGUCAUCGCGCACGUGGAGCCCGGCGCCUUCGACCACCUGCCGCGCCUGCGGGUGCUGCGGCUGCGCGGGAACCAGCUGACGCUCAUCCCGCCCGGCGUCUUCACGCGCAUGGGCAACCUGACGCUGCUGGACCUCAGCGAGAACAGGCUGGUGGUCCUGCUGGACUACGCCUUCCAGGACCUGCGCAGCCUCCGGCGGCUCGAGGUGGGCGACAACGACCUGGUGUUCAUCUCCCGCCAGGCCUUCGCGGGGCUGCUGGCCCUGGAGGAGCUGACGCUGGAGCGCUGCAACCUCACGGCGCUGUCGGGCGAGUCGCUGGGCCACCUGCGUGGCCUGGGCGCCCUGCGUCUGCGCCACCUGGCCAUCGCCGAGCUGGAGGACCAGAACUUCCGGAAACUUCCCGGGCUGCUGCACCUGGAGAUCGACAACUGGCCGCUGCUGGAGGAGGUGGCGGCGGGCAGCCUGCAGGGCCUCAACCUGACCUCGCUCUCCGUCACUCACACCAACAUCACUGCCGUGCCGGCCGCCGCGCUCAGCCACCAGGCCCACCUGACCUGCCUCAACCUGUCCUACAACCCCAUCAGCACGGUGCCGCGCGGGUCCUUCCGGGAUCUGGUCCGGCUGCGAGAGCUGCACCUGGCCGGGGCCCUGCUGGCCGUGGUGGAGCCCCAGGCCUUCCUGGGGCUGCGGCAGAUCCGCCUGCUGAACCUCUCCAACAACCAGCUGUCCACCCUGGAGGAGGGCACUUUCCACUCGGUCAACACGCUGGAGACGCUCAGGGUGGACGGCAACCCGCUGGCCUGUGACUGCCGCCUGCUGUGGAUCGUCCAGCGGCGCAAGACCCUCAACUUCGACGGGCGGUUGCCGGCCUGCGCCACGCCGGCCGAGGUGCGCGGGGACGCGCUCCGCGAUCUGCCCGACUCCGCGUUGUUCGAGUACUUCGUGUGUCGCAAGCCCAAAAUCCGCGAGCGGCGGCUGCAGCACGCGGCGGUCACCGCGGGCGAGGACGUCCGCUUCCUCUGCCGCGCCGAGGGCGAGCCGGUGCCCACCGUGGCCUGGGUGACGCCCCAGCACCGCGUGGUGACCGCCGCCGGCGCCGGGCGCGCCCGCCUGCUGCAGGGCGGCACCCUGGAGAUCCGCGACGCGCGGCCGCAGGACAGCGGCACCUACACGUGCGUGGCCAGCAACGCCGGCGGCAACGACACCUACUUCGCCACGCUGACGGUGCAGGCGGAGCCGGCCGCCAACCGGACCCCGGGCGAGGGGCGCAACGAAACGCUGGCGGCCGCCCGCUUCCCGCUGGACCUGACCACCAUCCUGGUGUCCACCGCCAUGGGCUGCAUCACCUUCCUGGGCGUAGUCCUCUUCUGCUUCCUGCUGCUGUUCGUGUGGAGCCGUGGCCGCGGGCAGCACAAGAACAACUUCUCGGUGGAGUACUCCUUCCGCAAGGUGGACGGGCCGGCUGCCGCCGCGGGCCAGGGGGGCGCCCGCAAAUUCAACAUGAAGAUGAUCUGA
Orycteropus afer afer is the source of this 1662-nucleotide messenger RNA. NCBI's taxonomy places the organism in Eukaryota, Metazoa, Chordata, Mammalia, Tubulidentata, Orycteropodidae. The record is from RefSeq and is a predicted model, not a curated record.